Molecule: messenger RNA, 2091 nt
Organism: Melitaea cinxia (Glanville fritillary)
Lineage: Eukaryota; Metazoa; Arthropoda; Insecta; Lepidoptera; Nymphalidae
Product: piggyBac transposable element-derived protein 3-like
Exons: 4
Coding region: 1-2091 (696 amino acids)
Molecular function (GO): sequence-specific DNA binding
Source: RefSeq, a predicted model, not a curated record
AUGGCUGAGGAGGUAUGCCCCGACCAAAAAAAGAAAUUUGAAAAUAUAAGUCUUUCUGCAAGAACGCGUACCCGGCAAACUGAAGAUUUAGGCAAUAAUUUAUGUACAGAAUAUGAAAACACAGAGAAGAGUCAGGAAACUCCUCAAGCAAAAGAUAGCGGACAUUCUCAGACCUCAAGAGAUGAACAGCCUCUCGCGAAUAUAUCUCAUGCGCCGAGAAACCGGAAAAGAUGCAGUUAUACACCAACAGACAAGGCUAUAAAGCAGUUGAAAAUCAUUAGCGAUGAUGCUAAAAAUAACAGCGAAGAUGAAUUUGACUUAUUCUAUACUUAUCAACAUGAGCAAUAUCCUCCGUCCAUUUCUCAGUUCCAAUUGGCACCUAUUCAAACUUAUGAUCAUCAUGAUGUCCAAACACCCAUAAACACUCAACAAAUUGCUUUGAAGGUGUCAGAAAUCAUAGACUAUCUUCAAGAUAUUGAAGGUUGUAGUGAUGAUGAGUUGAAUGACAUUGAAGUUGCCAUAUUGCCUCCGGAUGAAGUAGAUGAAAUGACUGACAUAGAAGAAGGUCCUGAAGACGACAUGGGAGUUUCGUCAGUGUCAGAUGUAGCUGGUCAAGUGGAAUUUUCGUGUACAAUUGAUAACGACGAGGAAAAUCAUCCUACUCAAACCACAUCUCGGACAAGGAAGACAGUCACUUGGCGUAAGUGUGAAGCAGUAUAUUCUGAAAUACAGCCGGAAUCUAAUACUGCUCAAAAAUGUUUAGAAAAUAUGAUUACGGAGUUGGAAUCAGCGGUAGAAAUAUUCGAAAAUUUGCUGUGUAACGAUAUUCUAGAAUAUAUUGUACAGGAAACCGUAACCUACGCCAAACAUUAUAAAAAUGAUUUGAACUUCAAUAUAACUGUAAAUGAGUUAAAAGUCUUUAUAGGAAUUUUGUUUUUCUCUUCGUAUCACCACUUACCUCAGAGUAAACUAUAUUGGUGUAGAGAUGAUGUUGUACACAUCCCAUUUGUUGAGCAAGCAAUGUCUCGUAAUCGUUUUGACAAAAUUAAAUCCUUUUUACAUUUCAAUGACAACUCAAGAAUUGAUAAUACUGACAAAGCUUUCAAAAUUCGUCUAUUUAUCGAUAAAGCUAAUGAAUCAUUCCGAAAGUUUGGGAUAUUUGAAUCCAAUUUAGCUGUUGAUGAAAUGAUCGUCAAAUACUUUGGUCACCAUGGAAUCAAACAAUUUAUUAAAGGUAAACCAGUGAGGUUUGGGUACAAGUUUUGGGCACUGUGUGGAGUCUGCGGAUAUUGUUAUAACUUUUCGCUUUAUACAGGCAAGGAUGCUCAAAUCCCUGCUAGUACUGGCGACGGCUUGGGUUCAGCAGUUGUAAAAAAGUUGCUUGCUGUAUGUACAGAUCCCAGAGCACAUGCAGUCUAUUUCGAUAACUUUUUCUGCAGCAUGCAAUUGUUGAUUGAUUUGAAAUCUCAAGGGUUCAGAGCUACAGGGACAGUCAGAGACAAUAGAACUAAGAAAUGUCCUAUCAUGACCAAACAAGAGAUGAAAAACAAAGACCGAGGUUAUUCCGAUCAUCGUUUUGAUAAAAAUAAUGAAAUAUUAUGCGUGAAAUGGCAUGACAAUAAUGUAGUAUGUCUUUUGACUAAUUUUGAUACUGUUGAACCUUUUGUAAAAACUAAUAGGUACUCAAAGAAAGAAAAGGCCAAAAUAGCCGUGAAUCAGCCAAGGCUUAUUCAUAAUUAUAAUAAAAACAUGGGAGGAGUGGAUAAACAUGAUUGGCUGAUUUCUAAAUAUCCAAUCCGCUUUAGAGGUAAAAAAUGUUAUUGGCCUCUAGUCACCCGUAUUUUAGACAUGUACCUAGUGAAUGCAUGGAUUAUUUACAACCAGGCAAAUAAAGAUGAAAACAUCCCUCUGCUAGAUUUUAGACGAAGGGUUUGUUAUUCUUGGAUUAAAAAAUUGGAAGGCAAGGCAAGUAAACCUACACCAGGUUCUUCAGAAGUUCUUUUACAACCUGUCAGAUUUGAUAAUUUUGGUCACUACAUGACGAAGAGGGACAAACAGAGGCGUUGCCAAGGACAAGGCUGGUUUAACUAA